UUUUUUGUUGCAUACACAGGAUACAUGGGUGCUCUGUCUAGAAGAAUGCUACAGAUUCCAUUAGUAUUUUUUGUAUAUGAAUAGGAUUAGAAGUAGUUAGACCCAAUCUUCUAGAAUGUUCUCUCUCCUGAUGAUGAUGCUUUAGUAUUAACCACAUGCAAAGAAAGUAGUGCUGCUUAUCUUAAUAUGUGUGUAGUUUUGAAUAUUAGAAAAAAAUAUUCAGCAUCUCAUAUAAUUCAUGGCAUUUCACUAAAAGCAGUGAAUCUGCCAUUUUAGUGUCUCAGUCUCUUGACCGACAUGAAUUAUAAUGAGUUGGCAUUAAUCAAACUAUUGUUUUAAAAGAAUACUUUACAAAAAGAAAUUACAAUAGACAGAAGUUCUAGAGGACCACUCAGACCCCAGUUAUGCUCUCACCAGAAUUCGACUCGAUAACCUGCCUCACCAUUCAAGGAUCUAAGAAGACACAGUUCAGAUGCAGGAGAGAAUGAUGUCACUCAACAGCUCUGUAAGAGGUUCAGGGGAGGAGCCAGACCCGGCUCGAGAGGAGAGGUCAGGCCGUGUGCGCGAGGUUGGAAGUCAGGCCGUCUGGUCGUUGUCGUCAUGCAAGCCAGGGUUUGGAGUGGAACAGCUGCGGGAUGACUGUCUCGACACUUACUGGCAAUCAGAUGGUCCGCAGCCACACCUAGUCAAUAUACAAUUCCGCCGCAAGACCACCAUACAGGAUGUGUGGAUAUAUGCAGAUUACAAAGCAGACGAGAGUUACACUCCCAGCAGAAUAUCAAUCCGCUGUGGGACACAUUUCAACGACCUCCAGGAGAUCGAGGUGGUGGACCUACAUGAACCAACUGGCUGGCUACUCAUCCCUCUAAAGGACAUUCAUGACCGUCCUGUACGCACAUACAUGGUCCAGAUUGCCGUUCUCUCCAACCACCAGAAUGGGCGUGACACACACAUGAGACAGAUUAAGAUCCACUCUCCUGUGGAGGAUCGGGCAGUUGCUGUGGACAGUGUAGGGGCCUUCACAUCACCUGCCUUCAAACAGUAUAGUUGUAUCAGAUGAUGUUCUGGAUCUAAUGGCUUUUACAGAAGUUGAAAAUUUGGAUGAGUAAUACUAUUUGUGUGUGUGUAUGGAAAAUAUACUUUAUUCUGUUUUU
Penaeus vannamei (Pacific white shrimp) is the source of this 1154-nucleotide messenger RNA. It is a transcript of the gene APC10, whose product is annotated as anaphase-promoting complex subunit 10. The record is from RefSeq and is a predicted model, not a curated record. Gene Ontology annotation, cellular component: anaphase-promoting complex. Gene Ontology annotation, biological process: anaphase-promoting complex-dependent catabolic process; protein K11-linked ubiquitination. Lineage: Eukaryota; Metazoa; Arthropoda; Malacostraca; Decapoda; Penaeidae.